Messenger RNA from Monodelphis domestica (gray short-tailed opossum), 1116 nucleotides. RefSeq names its product pyrimidinergic receptor P2Y4 (gene P2RY4). Gene Ontology annotation, cellular component: plasma membrane. Gene Ontology annotation, biological process: G protein-coupled receptor signaling pathway; transepithelial chloride transport. The record is from RefSeq and is a predicted model, not a curated record. NCBI's taxonomy places the organism in Eukaryota, Metazoa, Chordata, Mammalia, Didelphimorphia, Didelphidae. Gene Ontology annotation, molecular function: G protein-coupled purinergic nucleotide receptor activity; G protein-coupled UTP receptor activity.
UCACUGUCUAUUUCUUUAGGCUAUGGCCAACCUCGACACCUUGAUGCUCACCUCUCCUGGCCCAUCCCCUGGCCCCGGUCCUGGCAGUGACGACAUGGAGGUAGACUGCUGGUUUGACGAGGAAUUCAAGUUCAUCCUGCUUCCUGUGAGCUAUGCUGUGGUCUUUGUGCUGGGCCUGGCCCUCAACAUCCCUACCCUGUUUCUGUUUCUGUUCCGCCUUCACCCCUGGGACGCCACGGCCACCUACAUGUUCCAUCUGGCACUGUCUGACACACUCUACGUGCUCUCCUUGCCCACCCUCAUCUAUUACUAUGCGGCCCGCAACGACUGGCCCUUUGGGACUGGCCUCUGCAAGUUUAUCCGUUUCCUCUUUUACUGGAACUUGUACAGCAGCGUCUUAUUUCUUACAUGUAUCAGUGUGCAUCGCUACCUGGGCAUCUGCCACCCACUGCGGGCACUCCGCUGGGGCCGCCCGCACAUCGCCAGCCUCAUCUGCUUAGCCGUCUGGCUGACCGUGGCUGUCUGCCUAGUGCCCAACCUCUUCUUUGUCACCACCAGUACGCGAGGUGCCACCACCCUGUGUCACGAUACCACAAAACCUGAGUAUUUUGACCACUACGUCCAUUUCAGCUCUGCAGUCAUGGCUCUGCUCUUUGGCCUCCCCUUUCUGGUUAUCCUGGUGUGCUACGGUCUCAUGGCCCGGCGUCUGUGGCGGCCCCCGCCAGGUGCUGCCCACUCCUCCACCCGCCUCCGCUCCCUGCGCACCAUUGCUGUGGUUCUGACAGUCUUUGCUGUCAGCUUUGUGCCCUUCCAUAUCACCCGCACCAUCUACUACUUGGCCCGCCUCUUGGAGGCAGACUGUCAAACACUGGGCAUUGUCAAUAUUACCUACAAGGUGACCCGCCCACUGGCCAGUGCCAACAGCUGCCUGGAUCCCGUGCUCUACCUUCUCACGGGGGAUAAGUACCGGCGGCAGCUACAGCAUCUCUGUUGCAAAAAGCCAAAUCAAGUCCCUGCAGUCUCCUCCUUGGCACUUGUGUCCCGCUCAGAGGAUGGCAGCUGCAGGUAGGGGACAACCCUGGUGCAUUCCGUGGUGAAGGCAGAAAGAUUGGCAUA